AUGGCGUCUUCCGAUGAAGAUGAUAAACCCUCCACCGCCCGUUCCUCUAGUCCCGAACAAGCUCCCGAUCUCAGCAUAACCGCUGACGACAAUGUCUACCUGCACGCAGCCGGCUACAACGAGUCGCCCGACCGGGGCCUUAUACACAGCUUCGCGCGCUUCCGCUCCUCGCCGCUCGACUUCAUCCGUGAGGUAUCGCUGCACUUUUCAGGCACAGGAUGGCGGUCCUUCGAUGAUCACAUUGGGCAGCCAGAGUUCUACUCGGGCUUCAGCGAGGACAUGAAGGCGAGGGUGUUGAGCAACCCGAUGCUUGUAGCCAAGGUUCGCGAACUGGCAGACAAGCGCGUUGACGUGGAAGCGAAAGAAGGAUUGCUGGGUGAACAGGCGCAAAACGGGGGUAGCGUCGGCGAGAAGGAUACAAAGGCCAAGAGGAGGAUGCAGAUUGAGGAAUCGCUUAUGCAGGUCAGCGAGGGCUGGACGGAUUCCAUGAUCUGCAAGAUGGAAAGCAAGGGCUUUAUAAGAGGCGCAUAUUAUUUUGCGACACAACUCCUGACAAGAGCAUACCACCAGGGCGUGCACGUCUCGAGCGAGGAAGUGCUACGCUUACGUGCGGUUGCAGAAAAGGCUGCAAAAGAUAAACACUCCAUCAUCUUCCUCCCUUGCCACCGCUCUCACGUCGACUACGUCUCCUUGCAGAUCAUCUGCUAUCGGCUUGGGCUUGCUUUGCCAACUGUAGUUGCUGGAGAUAACCUGAACAUCCCCGUCCUCGGGUCCUUCCUACAACAUGCGGGCGCAAUGUGGAUACGAAGAAGCUUCGGAGACGAUCAGCUGUAUAUCACGUUGGUCCAAUCGUACAUUGAUACCCUGCUGCAAUGCGGAUACAACUUGGAGUGUUUCGUCGAAGGUGGGAGGAGUCGUACAGGCAAGCUUUUGCCGCCCAAGUUUGGCAUACUCAGCUACAUGCUAGAUAGUGUCGCGAGUGGCAGGGUAGAAGAUGCCAUCAUCUGUCCGGUUUCGACCCAGUACGACAAGGUCAUCGAGGUCGACUCAUAUAUCAGCGAACUUCUCGGUCAACCCAAGCCCAAAGAAAAUCUAAUGGACUUUCUCUCCGCUUCCUCCGUCCUCUCACUCAAACUCGGCCGCGUAGACGUUCGCUUCCAUGAGCCAUGGUCGCUCAAAUCCUUCAUCAAUCAGCAACGCGAUCGUUUCUCAAAACUACCCCAACAACUAGAUACUAAAGAAGAUCGUCUGCGCCUCCUCCGCACACUAGGCUACAAAGUGCUGUCGGAGAUCAACGACGUCUCAGUUGUGAUGCCGACCGCCCUCGUGGGUACUGUGCUAUUGACGUUGAGAGGACGUGGCGUAGGAAAAUCAGAACUAAUACGCCGUGUCGAAUGGCUCAGCGACCGGGUUCGCGCUCAAGGUGGUCGUGUAGCACACUUUGGCAAUCUCCCCACUAGCGUUGUCGUUGACCGCGCUUUAGAAGUCUUGGGACCUGGCUUGGUUGGCCUUGUCCCUGGCUUACCAGAAGAUACAUUCUACGCCGUCGAUAGGUUCCAACUCUCCUUCUACAGAAACAUGACCAUCCACCUCUUCAUCUUGCAAAGUCUGGUUAGCGCAGCGCUGUACACACACGUCAAGCAGGGUGGCGGUCCGGAGUACCAACGCAUGUCCUAUGGUGAUUUGCGCGCGCAGGUACACUUCCUAUCACAACUCUUCCGUGGAGAGUUCAUCUUUCCCACCGAAGGUCUGGAUGUCAACCUGGCGAAAACCCUCGACGGACUGGAGAAAGAUGGUGUGAUUACCAUGUCACGGUCGAAAACCGAGCUCGGGGAAGAGACAGUCGAUUUUAUUGAACUCUCACCAGCCGAACGGACCCAAGGACGCGAAAACUACGACUUUUAUUGUUUCCUCAUCUGGCCAUUUAUUGAAGCCGCGUGGCUCGGUGCUAUCAGCCUGAUGAUGCUGACACCACCCGUCUCACCCCUUCGUACUCCUACACCCAAAUCCUCCUGGCUGGACCUCAAGAAAGUCCAAGACCGCGCACAAGUCCUCGGAAAGACUCUUUACCACCAGGGUGACCUCUCCUACUUCGAAGCCGUAAACAAAGAAACGCUCAAGAAUGCCUACGCACGAUUCCAAGAAGAAGGCAUGAUUCUUGUUACCAAACCCAAAGGCAAGACUCCAGCUACUAUCAAAUUGGCGGAGGAGUGGACUCCGCAAAGAGGAUCUGACGGCGGUAUCAUUGCGGACGGUCCGUUGUGGCGCUUUGCUGAGCGGAUCAGUGCUUCCAGAAGGGAGGGCAAGAACAGGCGGGACGGAGCGACAGUGCAAACGAGGGUUUUGGCGUUGGCGGAUUUGGUUGGUGAGAAGCUUUGGGAUGAAGCCGUAUUCGAUGAAAGAGAACUAGAUGGUGAGGAGGUAGGGGUUGUAGAAGGUCAGGCGAAGAGCAUGCGAAAGAGAGGGAAUAUGGCGCGACUAUAG
This is a messenger RNA of Alternaria arborescens, 2484 nucleotides long. RefSeq lists its product as hypothetical. The transcript is spliced from 2 exons. The record is from RefSeq and is a predicted model, not a curated record. Lineage: Eukaryota; Fungi; Ascomycota; Dothideomycetes; Pleosporales; Pleosporaceae. Gene Ontology annotation, cellular component: mitochondrial membrane. Bases 1 to 2484 code for a protein of 827 amino acids.